AUGUAUGGUGAUAAUCAACAAAACACAUCUAACCUAAAAGAUCCGAAACAACAUUUCGACGGAAAGUUGUCUUUAAUACAGAUGCGAGCUUUAGAAAGAACUAAAAACGCACUUGAGGAAUCCCUAAACAAAUUUAAUGAAAAUUUUAAUAAAAAUCCGUCAAAGUUUCAAACUAAAGAUAUUGUUAAUGUACGAUCUCGUUUUAACAAAGCAAUUCAAGAUCUAUGUAACCUUAAAUGCGAAUACGAAAGUUUUCCUAAAGUUUCUCAUACUAUAGCAAAAGGUGUUGCAACUAAUUUCAAUAAUACCGAUACUGGCUUAUCAAAUAUACAUAAGGAAGCUGAAAUUAAGUCAUCAAACGCUAAAUCUAACGAAUUACCACAUGUUUCAAAGGAUUUCCAAAUUAAUCCAUCAUCUCAAUCAAGCGAAUUAUUAAUCGUGCCAAAAGAUAUUGAAAUUGGCUCAUCAUCAGAUUUUUUAUCAUUUCAAUCUAACGCACCAUCAACGAUGUUGGCAGAUCAAUCUAAUAACUUGUUAACAGUAUUAAACGAUCAGCCUAAUGUAACGCCUAGAAAAGAUGAAAUAAGGGAGUCACGAAAUAAUAUAGGCCAAAAGAGAAAAUUCAUGUCAAGUGAUUGUAAAGAUGGAAAAUAUGCAACAUUCCCCGACAAAAAACCUCAAACAGUUAUUGAUGCUCUGAAGAAUAAGAGAAAUGAUCUAAAUGCCAUUCCUCCCAUAAAUGACUCGUUAUUUGCGGCGAUGGCGACUGGAUAUUGUUCGUAUAAUGAUUCAUGGGAAAUACUUGAAUAUUUGGGCGACAGAGUGAUCGUAUCAUGUCUUUUUAAAGUUGCAAAAUCUCGGUACCUUUCUCUUUAUUUUGCAAAUGAUAUUAGAACAAGUAUAAUGGGAAUAACUACCAAUAAAAUUUUGGCAGCAUAUUCCAUUUCACUUAAACUUAAUGAACUUAAUAAAAUGCAAUUUUUACCUGUAAGAAAGUCUCAUGCCGAUGCAUUUGAGGCUUACUUUGGUGCUUAUUUUCUUGUAUACGGUGAAUUACUCACUUGUAUUCAUCUUGAUCACUUAAUGACCCCGUUACUCAAUCUUAUUGUUUAUCACGUUGCAUCUGGUAACAAAACUGUGGAUGAUUCUUACAAUUUAGCUUCUGGAUAUUUUUCAAUGUCAUGGAUUCGGAAUAUCAAUUUUCUUAAUUGA
Racocetra fulgida is the source of this 1212-nucleotide messenger RNA. NCBI's taxonomy places the organism in Eukaryota, Fungi, Glomeromycota, Glomeromycetes, Diversisporales, Gigasporaceae. The record is from the annotation of a GenBank genome assembly.